Molecule: messenger RNA, 1888 nt
Organism: Lutzomyia longipalpis
Lineage: Eukaryota; Metazoa; Arthropoda; Insecta; Diptera; Psychodidae
Product: germinal-center associated nuclear protein
Exons: 3
Coding region: 373-1482 (369 amino acids)
Biological process (GO): spindle assembly; centrosome duplication
Cellular component (GO): centrosome; spindle; nucleus
Source: RefSeq, a predicted model, not a curated record
AACUUUGUGACGUCUCGCUCCCACACUGUCAACUUUGCUGUGUGAGUGAGACAGAGAGUGUAAUGAAACUUCGCGAUGUCUCGCUCCCACACUGACAAUUUUUCCGUGGGAGCGAGACGCAUUGCUGCAAAAUCCUCGUUUUCUCUCACUCACACUUUCUGUUUUUCACGAUUUUCUCGCAUUUUCCGCCGAGUUUUCCAUCCGGGUGUCGUUUUUCGAGCGUAGGAGGCGACGUCGCGUCGUUUGGCAUCAAAAACGCAGAAAAUUCAAAUUUUGCCGAAAAAAAUUUUUUCCCAGAGUGUAAAAAGCCAAAAAAUGAAAUAGCAACAGUAGCAGUCCCUCUCGCUCGCACUUCGUCUAUUGUAUUAGCACAUGUCGCAUUUUGAAUGGGGUUUUUGUCAGUUGCAAUACAAGCUGAUUCGGCAGUCGAACAAAAUGGACAAAAUGAAUGUUUUUGUUGAAGGUGUUUGCGAUCAAAUGUGCCCGGAAAAUGAGAUAAAAGUGAGAACUCGAGAAAAACUCGUGCAUUUCUUUGAGAAAAACCCCGAAAAUCAGAGGGUUGAAACGGGGCGAUUUGUCAAAGCAUUCGCGAGAUCAGCGGCAGGAAAAACGAUUGAAGCUCAUGAUUUGAGGACACUGAGGGCACUCAGGGUGACUGUUAAUUACCUCCUGACUGUGAUUAUUGCAGACAAACGGAAACCCUUUCAUUUCGUCUAUGAUUUCAUUUUUGAUCGCCUCCGGGCUGUGCGACAGGAGAUUGUUAUGCAAAAUCUCAGUCCGGGUGAUACCCUGACACUCAUUGAACCAAUAAUAUUCUUCCUCAUCUACAGUCGGUAUCGUCUCUGCGAGCAACCACUUGCAAAUUUUGAUCCAAAGAUCUGCCGACAGCACACAACGGAGUGCAUCCAAACAGCAUUGGUGUGCUACGAUCAAGGAGGAGGAUCAGCUGAACUGGCAAAUCGCUAUCUAUUUGAAGCUAUAUACCUCGUGACUAAUCUUGGGAAUGUAGAUGCACUCAUGCGAGGAAUCUCCGUUGCACGCGGCAUGAGAAGUGGAAGCAACAGGACUUUCGAGGAUGCACUGAAAAUGUCCCUUCUUUGCUGGCAAAAGAACUACUACCGUGUACUCGAAAUGUGGAGUACACAGCCGACAAUUUGUUGCCUCGCAGCUACGGAAAAUGUUCCGGAUAUCCGUGAGAAAUUCCUCACAACACUCGCAACAGCUUAUCACAGCAAACACCUCACUGUUCCCCUGGAGUGGUUGGUGCGAAUUCUCCGAUAUGGCGACAGGUGUCAACUGCAGCGAGAUCUCCGGCGAUUGAAUGUAGAAAUAAUCAAUGGGACUGAUGCAAAAUUCGAUAAGGUGGCAUUUGAGAAACGUGAGAAGAAUUUGGUGCAUUGCCGGGAAGCUAUUGUUGAGGAAAAACUCACAACGCAUCCAUUCAGUUUGAACAUCAAAUUUAGCACCCAUGCUCCAUCGUAAAUAAAUCACCUGGUGGACUGACGUGAUAGAGCAGAAGAAAUAUGAAGUACAAGAAAAAUUGAAAGACGAUGAGGCAGGAAAAAACGUACAUUAUACACAUUAUUUCUUUAUUCAGUCUCACACAAUGAAGAAUAUAGCAUUGAUUUUCAACGGCAAUCUCAAGUACAGCAAUACACCCAAGGAAAAGACUGCAAAAUAAUAUUAAGGUAAAUUUCUUUUUAAUUAUAUUUUUAGAGAACAAAGUUUAAUUAAACUUUUUCUCACUAUGAAUUAAUUUAAAAGAGAGGAAAUGCUUAAUUUUUAAUAUGAAUUGACUAGAAAAUUAAUUUUGUGUUAUAUUCCCUUUAAAAAUCAUUUAAAGGGAUGGGGUUUUGAAAUGAAUUAAUAAAUUCUUUUUUGAUUAAAA